CGCGACCGCUGAGGAGCCCGGCGCCAUGUUGGCCCGGAGGGGUACCAGGGGAAGCGCUUGAGGCGGCGGGCUCGGAGCGGAGCGGGGGCCGACAGGGCCGGCCGGCAGGAGCCCGCCCCUCGCGCCUUCGGAUCAUGAGCCGAGCAGAGGCCACCGAGGUAGCGGUGGCGGGGCAGGUGCCCUGGCGGCGCGGGAGCUAGAGAUGAUGCCAUUUGCGGUGACCACCCAAGGAGCACAACAACCGGCUCCCGCCCCGAAGCAGUACGGCAUAUCGUCCCCCAUCAGCCUGGCCGCCCCCAAGGACACAGACCGCGAACUCACCCAGAAGCUGAUCGAGACCCUCCAGCCCUUCGGGGUGUUUGAAGAGGAAGAGGAACUGCAGCGCAGGAUUUUAAUUUUGCAGAAAUUAAAUAAUCUGGUGAAGGAAUGGAUCCGAGAAAUCAGUGAAAGCAGGAAUCUUCCACAAGCUGUAAUUGAGAAUGUUGGGGGGAAAAUUUUUACGUUCGGCUCUUACCGACUAGGAGUACACACGAAAGGUGCAGAUAUCGAUGCGUUGUGCGUUGCACCAAGACACGUGGAUCGAAAUGACUUUUUCACCUCCUUCUAUGACAAAUUGAAACUACAGGAGGAAGUAAAAGAUUUAAGAGCGGUUGAGGAGGCCUUUGUGCCGGUUAUCAAACUGUGUUUUGAUGGAAUAGAGAUUGAUAUUUUGUUUGCAAGAUUAGCAUUGCAGACUAUUCCGGAAGAUUUGGACCUACGAGAUGAUAGUCUGCUUAAAAAUUUAGAUAUUAGGUGCAUAAGAAGCCUUAAUGGUUGCCGGGUAACUGAUGAAAUUUUACACCUAGUACCAAACAUUGACAGCUUCAGGUUAACACUGAGAGCCAUCAAAUUAUGGGCCAAAUGCCACAACAUCUAUUCCAAUAUAUUGGGUUUCCUUGGAGGUGUUUCCUGGGCUAUGCUGGUAGCAAGAACUUGCCAGCUUUAUCCAAAUGCAAUAGCAUCCACUCUUGUACGAAAAUUUUUCUUGGUAUUUUCUGAGUGGGAAUGGCCAAAUCCAGUCUUGUUAAAAGAACCAGAAGAACGAAAUCUUAACUUGCCUGUAUGGGACCCAAGAGUGAAUCCUAGUGACAGGUACCAUCUUAUGCCUAUAAUUACACCAGCAUACCCACAGCAGAACUCCACAUACAAUGUGUCUGUGUCAACCAGGAUGGUCAUGAUUGAGGAGUUUAAGCAAGGGCUUGCUAUCACACAUGAAAUUCUGCUGAAUAAGGCAGAAUGGUCCAAACUUUUUGAAGCUCCAAGCUUUUUUCAGAAAUAUAAGCAUUAUAUUGUACUACUGGCAAGUGCACCAACAGAGAAACAACAUUUAGAGUGGGUGGGCUUGGUGGAAUCAAAGAUCCGAAUCCUGGUUGGGAGCCUGGAAAAGAAUGAAUUCAUUACUCUGGCACAUGUGAAUCCCCAGUCAUUUCCAGCACCUAAAGAAAAUGUUGACAAAGAAGAAUUUCGUACUAUGUGGGUGAUUGGGUUAGUGUUGAAAAAGCCAGAAAAUUCUGAAAUUCUCAGUAUUGAUCUCACUUAUGAUAUUCAGUCUUUCACAGAUACAGUGUACAGACAAGCAAUAAAUAGUAAGAUGUUUGAGAUGGAUAUGAAGAUUGCUGCAAUGCAUCUAAGAAGAAAGGAACUUCAUCAGCUACUUCCAAAUCAUGUUCUUCAGAAAAAGGAAACACAUUUAACAGAAGGUGUAAGAUUGACAGCUGUGAAUGAUAGCAGCCUUCUCUUGUCUAUAGACAGUGAAAACAGCAUGACUGCACCUUCACCUACUGGCACUAUAAAGACAGGCCCACUGACUGCAAACCCUCAGGGCAGAAACAGUCCUGCUCUGGCUGUUAUGGCAGCAUCCGUGACCAACAUACAGUUUCCUGACGUUUCCUUGCAGCACGUGAACCCCAUAGAAAGUUCAGGGAUUGCACUGAGUGAAAGCAUUGCUCAGAUUCCCUCACAGCCGACCAUCUCACCACCACCUAAGCCUACCAUGACCAGAGUUGUUUCUUCGACACAUCUGGUAAACCAUCCAUCUAGACCUUCAGGAAAUACAGCAACAAACAUACCCAAUCCUAUACUAGGAGUCUAGAAGACAUUCUCACCUGAUAAGAAAGGAACAAGAAACCCAACAGAAGGGAAGGAACCAGAUAGACGAGUCCAGCUUAGACACUACUCAGACAGCAGCUUCUCUGUUGGCCUCUCAGGAAACACCUGGGAACAGAUAAGCCCGGUAUCCCUGUUUUUCCUAGAGAUCCUAUUCCUUUAAUUGAGAGUUCAAUAAAACAGAUUGAAUGGAUAGAAACCA
Molecule: messenger RNA, 2347 nt
Organism: Rattus norvegicus (Norway rat)
Lineage: Eukaryota; Metazoa; Chordata; Mammalia; Rodentia; Muridae
Gene: Papolb
Product: poly(A) polymerase beta
Exons: 1
Coding region: 203-2131 (642 amino acids)
Biological process (GO): RNA 3'-end processing
Cellular component (GO): nucleus
Molecular function (GO): nucleotidyltransferase activity; RNA binding; poly(A) RNA polymerase activity
Source: RefSeq, marked validated